Messenger RNA from Puma concolor (puma), 1107 nucleotides. It is a transcript of the gene RAE1, whose product is annotated as ribonucleic acid export 1. NCBI's taxonomy places the organism in Eukaryota, Metazoa, Chordata, Mammalia, Carnivora, Felidae. The record is from RefSeq and is a predicted model, not a curated record. Gene Ontology annotation, molecular function: protein binding.
AUGAGUCUGUUCGGAACAACCUCGGGUUUCGGAACCAGUGGGACCAGCAUGUUUGGCAGCACAAGCACAGAUAACCACAACCCCAUGAAGGAUAUUGAAGUAACAUCGUCUCCUGAUGAUAGCAUUGGUUGUCUAUCUUUUAGCCCACCAACCUUGCCCGGGAACUUUCUUAUUGCAGGAUCGUGGGCUAAUGAUGUUCGCUGCUGGGAAGUUCAAGAUAGCGGACAGACGAUCCCAAAAGCCCAGCAGAUGCAUACGGGGCCGGUGUUAGAUGUCUGCUGGAGUGAUGAUGGGAGCAAAGUAUUUACAGCAUCAUGUGAUAAAACUGCCAAAAUGUGGGACCUCAACAGUAAUCAAGCAAUACAGAUUGCACAGCACGACGCGCCUGUUAAGACCAUCCAUUGGAUCAAAGCUCCAAACUACAGCUGUGUGAUGACUGGCAGCUGGGAUAAGACUUUGAAGUUUUGGGAUACACGAUCAUCAAAUCCCAUGAUGGUUUUGCAACUCCCUGAAAGAUGUUACUGCGCCGAUGUGAUCUACCCAAUGGCCGUGGUGGCGACUGCAGAGAGGGGACUGAUCGUCUACCAGUUAGAGAAUCAGCCCUCCGAAUUCAGGAGGAUAGAAUCCCCGCUGAAACAUCAGCAUCGAUGCGUGGCUAUUUUCAAAGAUAAACAGAACAAGCCAACUGGUUUCGCUCUGGGAAGUAUCGAGGGGAGGGUUGCUAUUCACUACAUCAACCCCCCAAAUCCUGCCAAAGACAACUUCACCUUCAAAUGUCACCGCUCGAACGGAACCAAUACCUCAGCUCCUCAGGACAUCUACGCGGUAAACGGGAUCGCAUUCCAUCCUGUUCACGGCACCCUUGCCACUGUGGGAUCCGAUGGCAGAUUCAGCUUUUGGGACAAAGAUGCCAGAACGAAGCUAAAAACUUCGGAACAGUUAGAUCAGCCCAUAUCGGCCUGCUGCUUCAAUCACAAUGGGAACAUAUUUGCCUAUGCUUCCAGCUACGACUGGUCAAAGGGACAUGAAUUUUAUAAUCCCCAAAAGAAAAAUUACAUCUUCCUGCGUAACGCAGCCGAAGAACUAAAACCCAGGAAUAAGAAGUAG